This is a messenger RNA of Arachis ipaensis, 348 nucleotides long. The record is from RefSeq and is a predicted model, not a curated record. NCBI's taxonomy places the organism in Eukaryota, Viridiplantae, Streptophyta, Magnoliopsida, Fabales, Fabaceae.
AUGGAGCUUUCAACCCUAGAAGGCGGAUCGAAUAGCACAUUGAUCAAUUCAAAUGAAGGCAAUGAAGAAUUGAGUGUGGGUGAAGUUGUUAUUCAAGAGAGGUCUAAGAUGUUUUUUAAGUUGAGUUAUUUGGAAAAAUCUGCUGAAGAUUAUGAUGAAUAUGAUGUUAAUAAUAAUAAUAAUAAAAUAUUGCUACCACCACAUGAGUUUAUUGCUAGGAGGCUAGCAAGGAGUCAAAUAUCAGCAUUCUCAGUAUUGGAAGAUGUUGGAAGAACACUCAAAGUUAUAGAUCUUAGCAAAGUGAGGAAUGCUGUUGUUACAAAAACUGAUUUUUUUAAAUCACUAUGA